GCGCAUGCUCCAUAUGUCUCCUUCAUUGUGCCCUGUCCCCCCGUUAUAGACAGUGCUAAGCUAGGCUAGCUGUCAUCCCACGGAGCAGCACCACGCCAGGGACACUCCACCCUCUGCAGUUCCCACCUUGCAAACACCUUUGCACCGCACAAUGGCUGUCCCUCCUUCAUACUCAGACCUGGGCAAGUCCGCCAAGGAUAUCUUCAGCAAGGGUUAUGGCUUCGGUGUGGUGAAGCUGGACCUCAAGACCAAAUCGCAGAGUGGAGUGGAGUUCAACACAUCUGGCUCCAGUAACACAGACACAGGGAAGGCCUCGGGGAGCCUGGAGACCAAAUACAAGAUGAAGGAGCUGGGCCUGAGCUUCAACCAGAAGUGGAACACAGACAACACACUGGCCACUGAAGUCACUGUGGAGGACCAGCUGGCUCAAGGACUGAAGGUGGCCCUGGACACGUCUUUUGUACCGAACACAGGUAAGAAGAGCGGGAAGCUGAAGACGGGCUACAAGCGCGACUUCGUGAACCUGGGCUGUGACGUGGACUUCGAGGGUCCCAUCAUCCACGCCGCCGCCGUGCUGGGCUACGAGGGCUGGCUGGCCGGCUACCAGAUGGCCUUCGACACGGCCAAGUCCAAACUGGCCCAGAACAACUUCGCUCUCGGAUACAGGGCUGGAGACUUCCAGCUGCACACCAACGUUAACGAUGGGACCGAGUUCGGCGGCUCUAUCUACCAGAAGGUGAACGACGAGCUGGAGACGGCGGUCACUCUGGCCUGGACCGCCGGCAGCAACAACACUCGCUUCGGCAUCGCUGCCAAAUACAAGCUGGACAAAGACGCCUCUCUGUCUGCCAAAGUGAACAAUGCCAGUCUGAUCGGAGUCGGCUACACCCAGAGCCUCCGGCCAGGUGUUAAGGUUACUCUCUCAGCCCUGAUCGACGGGAAGAACUUCAACGCCGGCGGACACAAAGUCGGCAUGGGUUUCGAGCUGGAGGCAUAAAGAGGAGAAGUCAAGAGCCACCAACGAAGAAGAGCCCAGAAUCACAUCACCACACACUCCUCUGCCCCCCCUCCUCACACACACACACACACACACACAAACACACACUUUGCUGCCCCAGUCCACCACCAUCAUGUAGCUCCUCCUCUCUGGACUCUCCCUCACACUCCCUCCCUCUGUUUUCACGUUUCAUGAGCAUUUCUGACAGUGAUAGUCGAGUCUCAGCUUCAUGCUUAAACGCCCCCCCCCCCCCCCCCCCCCCCCCCCCCCCCCCCCGAGAGGAGUUGUGAGGUCGAUCCUGAAGCUGGCGGUGCGUAGUUGUGGAUUAUUACCGUUUCUAUGGUUACGGAAGUGACACUAUUUAUUUCCCUGUCGGUCCUGGAUGAAGUAGGCGUCGGUGUACGUGUGUAGCUCAUUAAGGCUUCCGUGUUCAGUUGUUCCUUCCUUCCUUAAAAACAAAAAUAAACUAUUAAAAAACAAACAAACAAAAAAAAAAAGCAUGUAAGGAUGAAAACCUGAAUGCAGAGCUGAAAGCUUCUUUGCUUGGUUAAAAAGGUGCUGAGUGUCUGUUUUUCUCUUUUUUGUUUUAUUAUGGUUUGUUGAGAUUUGUGGACUGUUUAAUCCAUAAAAAGGUUUUGAUACAGCACAUUUCAUGAACAUAUGACUGAAAUAUCUAAAGUUUGGAGGCAAAGACUCGAUUUCUGCACGGACUGAAUGAAGGAUAUUCAAAACUUGCAUUGCUUUACGGGAACAAUGAAAGUCUGUUGAGUUCAGAUGCCCCCGACCUGAUCUUUAAGCCCUCUGUGACCUCUCGUUUCGGUAGGUGAAAUCAAUGUGGUGGAAUCUUCUGGUAAGCUUGUGUAGUUAGUUUUGCAUUUCUACAAUAUUGCUUUCAUCUAUCUGCGUCGGCACGGCGGUCGCUAAGACAGCGGAGGCUGUCUCGCAUGUGUCUGUACCCUCUCGUAGAUAUCGCGGCAGUUCAGCGGCACCGGUUGUCUUAACUUGGCGGACAGCUGUUUCCUCAUGUUGCUGGAGGACUGCACUCGUUGCUGUCAGGGCUCCGCUCCUCAGAUCCGAACAUAAAACCACAGCUGAUCGUCCUCCGAGUGAUUCCAGUCUUAACGCUUGAUAGGAUAAAGUCAGAAGCUGUUGUGUCCCACAUGACCUUCCUGUUUCCUUUUUCUUUUUUGGUUAUCAUACAUCAAACUGUGUUUUCCAUCUUCUUAUGUUAUCACCGUUAUAAGGCUCAUUUUUCUUUGUCACAUAGACACAGUACCUCAUUGUUUUUCCAAUGUUAACUAAGGGAAUUCUAAUAAUAAAAAAAACUAUUAAAAACAA
Seriola aureovittata is the source of this 2335-nucleotide messenger RNA. RefSeq names its product Voltage-dependent anion-selective channel protein 2-like. Gene Ontology annotation, molecular function: voltage-gated monoatomic anion channel activity. Gene Ontology annotation, cellular component: mitochondrial outer membrane. The record is from RefSeq and is a predicted model, not a curated record. The coding region runs from base 152 to 997 and encodes 281 amino acids. The transcript has 9 exons. Gene Ontology annotation, biological process: monoatomic anion transmembrane transport. NCBI's taxonomy places the organism in Eukaryota, Metazoa, Chordata, Actinopteri, Carangiformes, Carangidae.